Molecule: messenger RNA, 2585 nt
Organism: Argiope bruennichi
Lineage: Eukaryota; Metazoa; Arthropoda; Arachnida; Araneae; Araneidae
Exons: 2
Coding region: 118-603 (161 amino acids)
Source: RefSeq, a predicted model, not a curated record
GAUAUUCGGUAUGCAACAGUUGCGGAGAUCUCAGCUCCAAUUUAUCACACCAUCCAGUGAUGCGAGGGAGGACGCUCUGAUGUGAAAGAAGAGAGAUUCUCGUGGAAUAGAUUUUAGAUGCCAAUGCACGUAGCAGCAGCCUUUUCCAUUAUCUGCACUGCCUGUAGCAUCACCAUGGCAGUUGCAGACACCACCGUUUAUUACAUUCACAAACCAUCCAUCCCGAUGACCUUAAAGGACACCAACGCCACCUUCAUGGAGAGGAAUCUACAGACGGACCAACCGACUUUGCAUCCGGGUCACGAAGCUAUCCUUGAAAUGCACGCAAAUAGCGAGGCAAGUGCUCUCUUCUACGUCGUGGUGGUGCUGGUGCUCUACGUUCUGGCCCUGAUCGCAGUGCUCACCAAAUACCUGCGGACAGAGCGCUACGAUAAUCGCCUGACACGACUCUACGAAGAAUUCAUCAGUCGAGACCGAUACGCUAACAGAGUGGCUAAAAGGGAUCCUCCUGCUCCUCCAGUAAACCAGCAGAAGCCUCCGAAGAUCGAAGAGCAGAAGCAAAAUCUAGUGGUCAAGAUGGCCAAUCCGGAAUUUGUUGUUUAAAGGAGCAUCUUUGAUAUUGGGAUGAGAAAUCAAAGAAUGUAUGAUUUAAUGUCAAUUAAAGGUCAUCUGCUUCGAGAAUUUUCGGAACACUUCGUUGUUAUUAUCAAAAGCAAAUUUUUUUAAGAAGUAAUACAAAAUGUUUUAUUUCAUCCAAGGACUUUUCUUACUGAUGAAUAAUGCUGAAUUAUUCUGUGAAUCCAAGGACCAUUCUUCCUGAUGAAUAAUGCUGAAAAAUUCUGUCAAUCCAAGGACCUUUCUUCCUGAUGAAUAAUGCUGUCAUUAAAAUGUGUAUUGUGACUUUCGUCAGUGUUUGUGGAUUUAAAUAAGUUAAGUUAUCACCGAGUGGGAGUAAAUGAUGCUCUUUACAGAAUUUUUUCAGCAAAUUUAUGAAGAUAAUGUUGGCUAAAAUGCAACUAAUAGAUUGCAGGUAUCAGACUUUAUCGAUACUGGGGCAAUUGCAAAACUUUCAUCGAUUGCUCACUUUAGUCGAUGCUGUACAAUAUUCCCGUAUAACACUGAUCAUUAAAUCAGAUAACUGGAAAGUUAAUGUUGUAUACAUCCUUUGCUUUUCAUUAUCUUACAUUUUCAGCAAUACGUUGAAACACCAGACUUUUUAAAACUUAUUACUUUCAGAUAAUUUUUAUCACAAUAAGCAUCUUACAGUGUUUAAGAACAUAACUUUUUAACCACACAAAGAAAAAUGAUGAACAUAAAAAAGCAAAAGUUAUCAUUUUUAUUUUAAAAUUACUUCCAAAACAUCCAGGUGCUAAGAUUUGACAAAAACUAAAGUAGAAGAGCAUUUUCUUCACAAAUAUUUGAAUUAAACAGACAAAAUUGGAUAGCCAUACUUCUAUUCCACUUGUGUUUUUUCACUGAAAAACAUAUUUUAUGUAAAUAUUUAACCCUCUUCCCCUAUUAGGACAGAGUGUAGCUCAAAAUUUGAGAAAAAUAGAAUAUUCAUUCGUUUCAAUACAGGUAUUUAUCUAUCCAGAAUUUUAAUCUGAAAUAAACGCCUUUAAAUUAAAUGAAUGACAUCUGUGGCAUAAAGAAAUCACCUAGAAAGAAAUAGAACCUGAAAAUCCAUUUUUACAAUCAGUUUUCCAUGGAGGCCCGGUUACUUCAUUUUCAAGAUCUAAAUUUGUCUGCUAAGGAACUUUUUCUAUAUAAUGAAAACGCUAAACGACUAUCUGUUUCAUCUUGUACUUUUCAGAUAAAGUCAAAGAUUUCAAGCAAACAAUCCAUCACUUAUACAGUACCAAAGUGCAUAGUAAUUAGCUUGACGUUUUAUUACAGCAUAUUCAUAUCAAAGUACUGUUUCUAUGUUGCUCAUGGGCUCUGUACUGUCUUCAUGAAGUUAUAAGACCUAGAAAAAUGCACAAUGGAAAAAAUUCCUAAGCAGCUAAGAUUUCACAAACUGGCUAUUGCGAAAUUAUACUCUGUCCACCAAGAAGAUGAUUUCUACUUCAAAGGUGUUUUUAAAACAAUUCAGAUUUACGAACUCUAGCGUAAAUGAAUAAUCAGCAUUAUUCACCAUCUUCUCACAUUUUGAUCAUCGCUAUUCAAUGACCUAUGUGGAGACGCUAUGUCCAAGUCAUAGCAGGAUUUCAUCACCCUCUCCCCGUCGUCAUCAGUCACUCAAAAAGUGUAUGGCAAAGAGUGUAUUGUGAAUUUAUUUGCUUCUUUAUCAUAAUUGACUGCAUAAAGGCACUAACUUUUUUGUCUUCAUGGCUCCUCCUAACGCCCUAUGUAUCUCUAUCUAACGCCUGGACUGCACCCAUCUACCCCGAACUAUACAGACGUCUUCUUUCCCUUCGCUACGCCACUGUCGCUUCUUUAUAAUCUUUAUAUAUCAUGGAUGAUGUUGUCCCCGAUUUGCACUUUCUGAACUCUACUUCAGUAUUGUGGAUGGAUGAACAAUAUGGAUUGAACUUACACGAUGAGCUCCUUUUAUAAUUAAACAGAGUGUAAAAGACAAUUUUUAA